AUGAUGAUCAGAAUCAGAAGCCGCGACGGCCUUGAGCGCGUCUCGGUCGACAACCCCAUCGCCGCCACCGUCGGCCACCUCAAAUCCCAAAUCCAGUCCCAACUCCGUGUCCCAAUACCGGCCCAAACCCUCUCCACAGACCAAACCCUUCUCCUCGCCAAGAACCCUUCCGACUGGACCCGAUUCGUUGACAUGGCCGACGCGAACACCCCACUCUCCUCCCUCUGUCUCGCCCACGGCUCCAUCGUUUACUUAGCCUACGAGGGCGAGAGGGCCGUCGCCGGGCCGGCCUUCCACCCCGCCGGCUCCUUCGGCAAGAAGAUGACCAUGGACGACCUGAUCGCGAAGCAGAUGAGGGUCACGCGCCAGGAGAAUCCCCACUGUGAGCUCGUCUCCUUCGACCGGGACGCCGCUAAUGCCUUCCAGCACUACGUGAACGAGACGCUGGCGUUUGCAGUCAAGCGGGGCGGGUUCAUGUACGGCACGGUGUCCGAGUCGGGGAAAGUCGAGGUGGAUUUCAUCUACGAGCCCCCACAGCAGGGUACUGAAGAAAAUUUGAUACUCUUAAGGGAUCCGGAUGAGGAGAAAAUGGUGGAGGCCAUAGCAUUAGGGUUGGGAAUGAGGCGGGUCGGGUUUAUAUUCACGCAGACCAUUAGUCAGGACAAGAAGGACUACACGAUGUCCAGAGUCGAGGUUUUGCAGGCGGCCGAGCUUCAGGCGGAGGGUGAUUUGAAGGAGUGGGUCACUGCCAUUGUGAAGCUGGAGGUGAACGAGGAUGGUGGGGCCGAUGUACAUUUCGAGGCUUUUCAGAUGAGUGAUAUUUGUGUGAGGCUGUUUAAGGAAGACUGGUUCGAACGGGAUGUGCUGGAGGAUUUGGAUCCCAAGCUUUCGAGGAUGAAGAAGGACGUGGUGGUCGGGGUAAAGGACACGAGGGAUGUGGAUAACGAUUUCUUUUUGGUAGUUGUAAAGAUUUUUGAUCAUCAGGGCCCACUUUCUUCGACAUUUCCAAUCGAGAACAGGAUAACCCCUUGGACGAUGAGGUCAUUGAAAACUCACCUCGAUCGUGCGAAAAAUCUGCCGUUCGUGAAGAGGAUUUCUGAUUUCCACUUGCUGCUUUUGCUUGCGAGGUUCUUAGACGUGAAUGCUGACGUGCCGGCUUUGGCCGGGUGUGUGAGGGUACAGGCAACUGUGCCUGAGGGUUACCAGCUGCUGAUCGAGUCCUUAGCCAGUGCCUCUUGA
This is a messenger RNA of Striga hermonthica, 1239 nucleotides long. NCBI's taxonomy places the organism in Eukaryota, Viridiplantae, Streptophyta, Magnoliopsida, Lamiales, Orobanchaceae. The record is from the annotation of a GenBank genome assembly.